UCGGAUGUAUCCAGUGAGAGACCGCAUCCUCACGCGUCUGUCACUGUUUAUCAGCGCGUUUAUUCAGUUUUAAAUUCAUUUAACAGAGAAAUAACUUUAAAAAUGAGUAAUAUUUAUAUUCAGGAGCCUCCGACCAACGGAAAGGUUUUAAUAAAGACCUCAGCAGGUGAUAUAGAUGUAGAACUUUGGUCUAAAGAAGCUCCUAAAGCCUGCAGGAACUUUAUUCAGCUCUGUAUGGAAGGUUAUUACAAUGGAACCAUUUUCCACCGUGUGGUUCCAGAAUUCAUCAUUCAGGGCGGUGAUCCGACUGGCACUGGGACUGGGGGGGAGUCUGUCUAUGGCCGUCCCUUUAAGGAUGAGUUCCAUUCUAGGUUGCGUUUUAACAGGAGAGGUUUGGUAGCGAUGGCAAACGCUGGAGCUCAUGAUAACGGCAGUCAGUUCUUCUUCACUCUGGGUCGAGCUGAUGAACUCAAUAACAAACACACUAUAUUUGGAAAGGUGACGGGGGACACGGUCUACAACAUGCUGCGAUUAGCCGAGGUGGAGUGUGAUGGUAACGAACGACCGCUAAAGCCACACAAGAUCAGAUCUACAGAGGUCUUGCAUUCUCCCUUUGAUGACAUCAUACCCCGUGAGAUACGAGUCAAGAAAGAGAAGCACAAAGAGGAAGAAAAGAAAUCUCAGUCCAAGGCAACAAAGAAUUUUAGCCUGCUGUCGUUUGGUGAGGAGGCGGAGGAGGAAGAGGAGAUGGUGACUCAGGUGAGCCAGACCAUGAAAGGAAAAAGUAAAAGCAGUCAUGACCUCCUGAAGGACGACCCCAAGCUGAGCUGUGUUCCUGUGGUGAACAGCAAAUCAGGUUCAGGAGAUGUUUCAGAGGGAGCUGAUAAAGGGCAAGACGAUGAUGAUGAUGAUGAUGAUGAUGUUGACGAUAAUGGAAAAAUGAGGCAGAAGGAAAUGAGAGAGCGCAUCUCCAACAAGCUGAAGAAAGAGAAGGUGGACGAGGAGAAGUCUGAUUUUCGAGAGGAGGCGGAAAAGAAGAGCAGUCGCAGUGAAGAACUCCGUAAAGAAGCUCGUCAGCUGAAGAGGGAACUCCUUGCAAUCAAGCAGCGAAAAGAUGAGAGGAUGAAGCCGGAGGAGAAGAGCAGCUCAGAAGAGACGAAGGUGUCCAGCGAGGCUGUGUCUGAGUAUCUAGAGAGCAAGAGGAAGUACGAAGAAAUGAGGAUGGAGAAGCUGAAGAAGGGUUCGAGCAGAGAGGCGCAGACACUCUCUCUUCUGGACCGUUUUAAGUCCAAGCUGUCUACAGCUAUCUCACAAACUCCAGACACAUCUGAUGACCAGGAGCUUGGAGAGGACGAUGAUAAAGGAUGGAUGUCUCACGUGUUGCAGUUUGAUGAACAAACCAAGAAGGUGAAGGAUGCCAACAUGCAGGAUGAAGACACAUUCGAGAUCUACGACCCUCGGAACCCCGUCAACAAGCGCAGACGGGAGGAGAGCAAGAAACUUCUGAAGGAGAAGAAGGCCAAGUGGUGAUCAUCUCCUCCUCCUCCUCGCUGAUUAUCAUCAACACCAUGUGAGGAUCCACAGAGAACAUGUGUGAUCAACCUCGCUGUAAAUUUAGUUCACUAAAGAGAACUGGAGUUAUGUUCACGACCCAAUUAAUAAAUGUUUG
Tachysurus vachellii is the source of this 1669-nucleotide messenger RNA. It is a transcript of the gene cwc27, whose product is annotated as CWC27 spliceosome associated cyclophilin. Gene Ontology annotation, biological process: protein folding; protein peptidyl-prolyl isomerization. The record is from RefSeq and is a predicted model, not a curated record. Gene Ontology annotation, molecular function: peptidyl-prolyl cis-trans isomerase activity. NCBI's taxonomy places the organism in Eukaryota, Metazoa, Chordata, Actinopteri, Siluriformes, Bagridae. Gene Ontology annotation, cellular component: catalytic step 2 spliceosome. The transcript is spliced from 14 exons. The coding region runs from base 103 to 1530 and encodes 475 amino acids.